Messenger RNA from Sardina pilchardus (European sardine), 4816 nucleotides. RefSeq lists its product as uncharacterized. The record is from RefSeq and is a predicted model, not a curated record. Gene Ontology annotation, molecular function: protein serine/threonine kinase activity; RNA endonuclease activity; ATP binding. Gene Ontology annotation, cellular component: IRE1-TRAF2-ASK1 complex. The transcript has 6 exons. Lineage: Eukaryota; Metazoa; Chordata; Actinopteri; Clupeiformes; Clupeidae. The coding region runs from base 3435 to 4166 and encodes 243 amino acids. Gene Ontology annotation, biological process: protein phosphorylation; IRE1-mediated unfolded protein response; mRNA processing.
UUUGAUCUUCCUGGUAGCCUACAUUUCUCUCUGAUCAAUUCCAUCGCUAUGUCUUCACCGAUUUGAACUUUUCCAUACUUGUGUUAUACAUCUGUGACAUGUUGCCUUUGCAAGUUCAAUUUCAACUUGUACCAGAUGGUGUACAACAACCAAAUGUUCAGAGACAGACACAUCUUGUCAUACAGAGCAUUUUCGAUAAAAACUUGAAGAAGUUAGAAAAGCUUCUCCAGAAAUCUAACAUUAACCAUGUGUAUCCUUGUGCGGAGUGGGACGAUGACGUCCCCCCUAUCUGUGCAGCGGUUAUCUGUCAAAAUGAAGACCUCUGUACAUACCUUCUUAAAGAGGGGGCCAACCCUAACAUCCCGUCAUCAAGAGGCCUGACACCCUUGAUGUAUGCUCUGCAUUACAAUGUGUCAAUUCAUAUAUUUAGACAACUAUUAAAUGCAAAAGCUGAUCCUAAUUUAGGAUUGCCCACUCCAAUAACACAAGCCGCAUGUAAUAACAGAAAGGAUGAAGCAAGGGAAUUGCUCAAGUAUGGAGCAGUGCCUGACUUAAAUUACAUAUCAAAUCCAAACAAUGAUAAAUUACUAUCUAGCUUGUUACAUGAGUUAUCUGCAGGGAAUGAGCAAAUUACUAAAUAUUCAUUAUUUUUUGACAUUACGUGUGACAUGACGAUGAAGCACCCAGAGGAAAUAUUCAAAUUGUACCACCAGCAUUUUUUAGAUGUACACCCAAGCAUGCAUGUUACCCUUUUUGAUAGGGUAUUCUCUGUUGCAGGUCCCCAUGCUUCAGCAUACAGGCAGCUGGGGAUUAAGUGGCUAAAAGAUUCUCAAAACCUGCACAGAUAUGUAGAGGAGGUAAUUAAAAACUUUUCAAAACUUCCUGAUACAAUUCAGCUAAUCGUUGCAAACAAUAUACGCUCAGCUUUCUGUCUCAUGGAAGAAAUACCAGUGAAGUUUUCACAUCCCCUUGUGCCCAUCCUUCUGCAAUGUCUUACAAAGACCACACCUGAGGGUCCUGCCCAAAUUCUUACGUUGCUAAAUGUCAUCACACAAAAGACCCCCAAACAGAAAGAUGGAUGGGAUGUCCACUUUAUCACAAAAAUGUGUGAUGGCAUAGUCCUCUUCACAGAUCCAAAACACCCAGCUGAUAUUGGUGUACUAGCCUAUGGGAUAAUAGCCAAUCUAUAUUCAUAUGGGGGUGUACCUGAGGUUAUCACAUCCCUUGGUGUUACAUCAGUUCCAGAGAGGGUAUUGAAUACUGCAGAUAGCUGGGUGGAUGAAACCUUCAAAAAGAAAUUCAGAGAACUGAAUGAAAGCCUUAGAAAGCGAUCUUCAGAUGGACGAUUGUUAGAUCAGGAAAUGUCUACUCUGGAACAGGAAAAAAGAAAGAAGAAGAAGAAGAAGAAAAAGAAGAAGAGCAAACAUAUAAAUGAAGUGGAGGCUGGUUCAAUGACUGAAACUCCAGACUUUAAUACGCCAGUGAAUUCAGUUGAAGAAUCUCUCUCUGUUGAUGAAAGCUCAAGUGUUAAGCCAUUUCUUUCUGUUUCUGACACUUCCAUUGACAAAAUAUCAAUUCCCCGACCUUGGCUCAAAAUCAGUGUACGCUGGAGGCUAAAGUUGGAAAAACUUGCUAACAUGAGAACAGCAGAGGUGAAGAAAGUCGGAAAUCUCACUUUUUGUGUAAAUUCUCAAAAUCUGAUUGCAAGAGGUAGUGAUGGCACUGAGGUAUUUCUUGGCCUCAGAGAUGACGGCACGGAAGUUGCUAUUAAACGCAUGACCAAGUCAAACUACCAGCUGCUUAAAAAUGAGGAGGCAUUCUUGCGUCUGCCACAGCUUGAAAGUCCCAAUAUUGUGCGAUAUGUAGACUUUGCUGAUGAUGAAAACUUUGGCUAUUUAGCCCUUCAGCUUUGUGAAUACACCCUGGAAGAAUACAUUCAAAGUCACUUACCAGAGGACUGCUUGGAAAGGAAGAUCGUUCUUAAGGCAAAAGUGGAAGAAGUCCUUCGUAGCUUAGAAGUCCUCCAUUGUCAUGACACCAAAGUGCUCCACAGGGACAUCAAACCCCAGAAUGUUUUGAUUGGUAAGAACAAUGACCAUUUUCAUCUUUUUCAUCUGAUUUUAUAUAAGUGCUGUUUUCGUGCACCAUUCUCUCUUUGUUGUGUGAGUCACUCAUGCCAAAUCAAUUAGUUAAUUAGAAAUUGAUAACUGACAAAAAAUAUAUCAAGCGGUCUUGGAUUUUACUGCAUGUCAUUCUUCAUUGGAUAAAGAGCUACCUCUCUAGAACACAAUGUGUAUUUAAAAAGAUCUAGCAGGGUUCCACAGGGGAGUUGCUUGGGUUGAUUAUAAUUUUCAGUUUACAUAAUUUAUCAUCUGAUAUUAUACAUGCUAAUGUAGUGAAGUACCUGUACCUGAAAAACGGUGAUUCGAGUUUGUGCACUGACUCACAGUGGGCAAAACUUGCCAUUGUUAUGGACAAUAUCUUCACUACAUCCCUUUACAAUCACGCAAUUCACAUCAGCAUAUGUCUAUUACUGCUGUGGUACUGUAUGCCUGGAUUUGUUGACUUCAGAAUUUAGACUGACACUGAUGAAAAGGAAGAUUCAUGUGAGCUCCAGUAAAUAACUCUAUCCAGUAGCUACUGAAUAUCUCACAUGAAUCUCCCUUUUCAUCAGUGGCAGUCUAAAUUCUGACCUGAAUAUUAACUGACUGAGGAAUUUGCUGGCAGUGGUAGGUAUACAUAGAAAGUGGGGAGUAGUAUGUGAUGGACUAGAGCAUAUUUGGAAUAUGUUGGAAUGUGUGCCACAAAAUGGAUUUUAAUUGGAGUAAACAAAAUGGAAUUAAUGGAGUUUGAACAUUUAAGUGGCAUUUUUGCCAUAACAUGUUCCAUGACCUAAUCUGCACAAUAUGAAAAUAUACUUUUCAUCCUAAACCAUAGUUUACAAAUACUCAAAGAGGUAAGGGAACAAAUAGGUGGCAGGUUGAGUAUAUGGGCCUGUAAUUGUCGAAGAUGGAAGCAUCCAAAUGUUUCUUUUUGAGUACUGUAAGUGCUUGAAGACAGCUGUUUUCAGGGACAGUAGUGCGCCAUUUACAAUUUGAUGUGAUGCAUGCCAGCAGCAGGUAGAUGAAAGAUGAAUUUGAACAAGUUGUUAGUGUCCAGGUAACAUGAAGAAGAUUAAAGACUUUACUGUUUUAACAAGGUUUUUUUUUUUUUAAUUAUUAUUAUCAGGCUUAAGUCUGCAAUCAAGUUCAUAUCCCAGAUAGUGGUCGCAGGUGACUCAUUUAUAAAUGAGAGGAUAUUCCUGAUGUAGUUUUAUACAUUUUCCCUUUGAAAAUAAGAGAAAAGCCUAUACAUUCUUGCUUUGUAUUCUAUUCUACAAUGCUUUGCAUGACUCUGACUCUAUUCCUUCACAAGAUAUUCAAGGAAAAGCCAGGAUGGCUGAUUUUGGCAUCAGCAGAAGACUGAAUGUUGGACAAACAACACUGGUCACAAAGUCUGCUGCAGGAACCAAAUGCUGGAAGUCCAGAGAAGUUGUUGAUGAGGAUAGUGACACUGGCUUUAAGAGAAGCUCCGAUGUUCAGGUUGCAGGAAUGCUGGUGUACUACAUCGUCUCCUGUGGACACCAUCCUUUUGGGAAAGGGGUUCACUGUGAGAUUAACAUUCUAAAUGGGAAGUACAAUCUGGAUUUGGUGGAAGAUGAGCUGGCUAAAGAUCUGAUUGAGUGGAUGAUCCGGGCUGAACCCAGCCACAGGCCGAGAGUGGAGGAAACACUCACUCACCCCUACUUCUGGAAAAAUGAGAGGAAGGUGGAAUACUUGAUAAAAGUGGGGAAUCAGACUGAGGUAGAAAACUUCCGAAAUGCUGACAAGAAGCUCCUGGAGGAACUGGAGAAAUGGACAGUGGAUAAAACCUUCUCUGAUUGGAAGACCAAAUUUCCCCCUGAGCUGGUCCACAAGCUGGAUGAGAAGCAGAAGAAGGCCUACCCUGAGAACACUCUGGCUCUCCUGCGUUUCAUACGCAACGUCCACGAACACCACUCUGUUGAUGCAGACCAGAUUGAGCUGAUGACAUUGUUUCCUGACCUGUUCUCGAGUGUCUACAAGUUUGCUAAAGUUAAGGACUGGAACUCAAGACCAAGCCUGAGGAAAUACUUUAAAGAGGCCUAACUUUUACAGUCCGUCUUUUUCUAUCAUCAUGGUUCUGGUUCUGUUUUUAAUUGGCCAAAGGCAUUUUAAUGUGUAUACUCCAGUAUCUUAAAAAUAUUGCAAAUUUGCAUUAAAGGUCCUAUAGAAUGGAUGAAUUGAGUAUUGCACUGUGUUCUCUGAUGUUAAAAUAGUAUAUAUUCAACUUUGAUUUAAAAAAAUAAACUCAAUUGCAAGUUUACAAGACUAAUUAAAACCAUAUAUUUAGGCUGGGUAUUGAAAUGGUCUGUUUGACUAAAUGGCGCCCUCUUUGGCAACCCCAAUUGAACUUCAAUGGCUUUGCGAGGUCUGACAUCACAAGCAAGCAGUUUUGCUGAAUCGCCCAUUUUUUAGUGUCUAUUUCUAAGUUCAAGAUUUCCAUAUGAAGGAGGGCACAACUAUGUCUCAUGUUCAUGACAGCUCUUUGUUUAUGCACAACCUCUCAUAAUUCAUGAAAACCAAGAAAAAAAUGAUUUCCAUUCUAGGUCACCUUCAACAUUUUUAGUUUAGGAAAGUCUCUCAGGAAUGUUGAUGUUCACGAUUGAUGCAUUUUGUCAAUCCUCUUUGCUUGAGCGCUACUUAAGUCUUCUAAAGCAGUGAUGUGGGAAAUAAACCUUUUAUGCUUUUAUAUUUUC